Galleria mellonella (greater wax moth) is the source of this 4649-nucleotide messenger RNA. RefSeq lists its product as uncharacterized. Bases 194 to 3403 code for a protein of 1069 amino acids. Lineage: Eukaryota; Metazoa; Arthropoda; Insecta; Lepidoptera; Pyralidae. Gene Ontology annotation, biological process: regulation of DNA-templated transcription. The record is from RefSeq and is a predicted model, not a curated record. Gene Ontology annotation, cellular component: nucleus. The transcript has 2 exons.
CUCACAGACUGUUAGGCGGUCGUGUUAACGUUACUCUUUGUGUGUACGCGAUAUUAUCACGAAUAUAUUUAUGUGUCGAACGUACAAACUUACAUGUAUAGAGUGAAGGAUUAGAUGUGAUAUGCACUGUGAAGUGACGCUCAGCUAAGUGCCGUUUGAUGGUUAUUUGUGAGGCAGAUAGAGAGAAGCAUUCAUGAUUCAGGAAUCACAUACGAGUAGUGCAGAUAGAUGGAAUGGGCGGGGGCCAGAGCACAACAUGGCGCUCCAGCAAAUUCUCAAGCUUCAGGAAGCGAGGGCAUUACACAAAACAUCUCUUCUUCCAAUCUACAAAAAGAACGGAUUACCUUCACCCUCUGAUGCCAGACAAGAUUACGAAAACAGUAGAUCAGAGAAAAAGUCUGAAACUUCAGACACUCGAGCACUAGACCAAUUAAAAUUAGAUGCCGAAUUCAGAAAACUGAUGGAACAAACGGGCAGAGAUCUUCGUAAUGAAGAAUCAUUAAAAUAUAUCCAGCACAUGAUGGAAGCAAAACAACAUUUUGAGUAUUUAAAAUUAAUUCAAGAUAAAGAUAGUAAAAGUCCUGUCGAAGAAGAUAAAGUCGAAAGCAAGAAGGAAGUUAUGUCACCUACAAAUAAAUCACCUAUACAUAGACAGUCACCACAAGAUAAAAUGUCUUCAGCCGAAGCAUCACCCAGUCGUAGCGUUCACCUAUCUACCUCAUCCAGCCCUCUUUCGACCACUAGUCCUGUACACUCAUCCCCAUUAAGUCAUCUUCAAAACAUGCAACCAUUUGAUUUUCGUAAAAAUAAAACUACAGAAGAUAUUGGAAAAGAAGAUAUUAGAAAAAGUAGUUACGAAAUGAGCUCAACGGAAAAAGUUACUAUGGAUUUAAUGCGCAGUCAAUUUUUUAAUUUUUCUCUACCGACAAAUCUACCAAUACCGCCGAUAUCAAUGCCUUCUACCUUUAACCACCCCGCCGCUAUGGUAGCUGCUUUAAGUCAAAAUCCAAUGGGAUUAGCAUCAUUGCAAGCGUUAUUACCUCAAAUGUCAGGAAAACAGGUGGAAAAUCUUGAAAACAAUCAUUCGAUAAACUCUAAUAACAUUAGAACAGAGAACUUAAAACCAAAUGAAGAAAAUGCGCUUAAUUUAACUAAAGAUUCAUAUAGUGAAACUGCUACUGCCCAAAAUUCACGAAACCUGUUACUAGGUAAAUGUAUAAGCCCACCCAAAAGACAAUGGGGUACAUCGCAAAUACCUCUAAACUUAGGCACUCAUUUCAUAAAUCCCGCUACCGGUAAGAAGAGAGUUCAAUGUAAUGUAUGUUUGAAAACUUUCUGUGAUAAAGGUGCUUUGAAAAUACAUUUUUCAGCAGUUCACCUUCGAGAAAUGCAUAAAUGCACUGUAGAAGGCUGUAGUAUGAUGUUUAGUUCUAGAAGAUCUAGAAAUCGACAUAGCGCUAAUCCUAAUCCGAAACUGCAUUCUCCACACUUAAGAAGAAAGAUUUCUCCGCAUGACGGAAGAAGUGCGCAAGUUCAUUCAGUGCUUCUUUCACCACAUGGCACUAGACUAGGUAUACCACCAGUUAUGAAUCCGAUGCAUCCAUUUGGAUCAUAUCCACUUUUAAAUGCACCUCAUAAUGUAAGACAAUUUGCUCCCAAUGUAUCUUUAGAGUACAAAAAUAAUUUGGGAAUUAAUUUUUCGCCAUCGACUGACCGUACACAUACAAUGAAUCAAACGUCAGAUACAGGAGAGAAUAAGGACCAAGACGGUCAAACUGAAUCCGAUGAAGAUGAUGGAAUUGUUGUCGUAACUGGAGAUGAUGAUGAUGAAGAUCCUGACCAUAUUGAUACUAGUGAUUAUUCUUCAAAUCUCAAUAAAUCAAAUGGCUCUGUAGAGGAUUCUGAGACAGACUAUGAUCAAAGAAGUGUUAGUGAUAACAAUGAAUGUACAGAUAAUAGGAAAGAAACAGCUAGUCCAGAAAUUAUGAAACGAAAACGUAAGAAUUUAAAUCCCACUCGACUUCAAAAUGUUCCAGAGGACACUACUAACGAGGAACUAAAGGAACACAACGAUAAAGCAAAUGAAAAUUUAGCAGACAUUAAAAGAGUUAAACUUGAAAAUUGUAUAAUAAAUGAAAACACGGAAAAGCAUUCACAAGAUAAAUGUAGUGAAAUAAAAGUGAAGCAAGAAUUCUCAGAAAUAAAAGAUGAAACAGAGCCAAGAUACAAUCCACAAGACUUACGAGUGAAACAAGAACCAAAUGAAAAUUCUGAUAUUUAUAAACAACACGAAGAAAAGAAAUCAAACGAUGAACAAUACUCCUCUGAAAAUGCAUUGAAGCGAUUAGAAAGUUUAUCAAGGGGUGACUUUCCGAAUAUCGCUAGAAAACCUGAUUCACAUCCUUUAGGACCUUAUAACUUAUCUAUAAAUGAUUCUGUUGAUUAUUCUGACAGAUCUCCAACUUCAUCAGUAUCAAGUUUUGAUUACACGUCAGAAGAUUCUCAAGGUCAAAUAUAUGGGCAUUUGGAUAAUGGGUUCUUUAUUAGCUCAACUGAUAUCCCAAUGGAUCACGAAAAUCCACGGAAAUGUACUGUCUGUGGCAGAAUAUUUCAAAAUAUAUAUAUAUUAAAAACACAUUACCAAAAUGCGCAUUUAAAACUUAUGUAUAAAUGUAAUAUUGAAGGCUGCAGAGCUGCUUUUCCCUCAAAACGAGGUAGAGAUCGUCAUAGCGCAAAUGAUAGUCUACACAGGAAGAUAAUGUCAUCAGAAGAAAUGAGAAUUCAUGACGAUACUCCAUUAAGAAUAAUGGAGAAAGCUCGUGAGCAAAUGGAUUUGAUCGCCAGGUAUAAUGAAGAUGAACGUGCAAUCCCGUACAUUGAAUCGCAUAAGUAUUACGGAGCAAAAGAGUCCGAUAAACUAAAAAAUCAACUUAAUCAUCAUAUACCUUUUAGUCCUCCGUAUCCACCUUUACAAUUACCUGAUGCUUACUUGGCUAACAGAGAUAUGUUUGCGCAGCAUCCUUUUCUUUUUACACCUUUUAGCAUGUUACCAAACUUUCCACCAAUACCUCUGGGUUUCUUUCCUCCAAAUUUAAGCGCUUUUGGGUAUCAUAAUCAAAAUUAUUCUCCUUCGUCAACGAGAAAACUAAGUUACUGCGUAGAGGAUGAGGCACCAAGGCCGAAUAAAGAUGGAAGUUAUCCGUGUAGAGGUUGCCGAGAGUGUUUUAAAGAUUUAUCCAGUUUGAAGAUUCAUUGCGAAACCGUCCACUCGCAAUCUUUGUACCGGUGUACACUGAAUGGGUGCAACGCGGCAUUUUUCUCAAGAACUAAAAGAAGCAUUCAUUAUGAGUCUCACAUUAAUUCUAGGAGACAAAACGGUAGACGGAUUCACGACUCUUCGUGACCUAUAUAGACUAAUCGUGACUGAACUAAGUCGAAUCUCGUAAUGCAUUUGUGAUGUUAUAUAAAACAACCAAAUAGUAUGUAACUAGUUACUUUGUUACACGCCAGUACCUUUUAAUUCUCAUAGAAACUUUAAGAUUGGCGCCGUGUAUGCAUUUCGUGUAAUGUUAUUUAGAUAGUGACGUCUGAAUUAGAGUCGAGUUAGUUAUAAUUUUUUUUUUUUUGUAAUUUGUAGAAAUCUAUCCAACUCUAUUAAUUGACGAUCGAUUAUUAUUAAAUAAAUAUAAACUAUUGAUUAAACGUGAUUUAUUCCACCUAAUAGUUAUUAUUUAUGAAUAGAAUUUCAUUUUAAUUGGAGCUAGUUAUUCAGAAAAAAGUUGUUUCUUGCUUACAUUUUUUAAUAACAUAAAGGCCAACGAACAUGUAGCUCACCUAAGUACCUAAGUAAGUGACUAUCGUCGCCAAUGAUCACCUACAACACAAAAGGCAUUGCAGGUGUGCUGCCAGCCUUUUAAAAACGAAAAUGCUUUUUUCUUGGUUACGAUGUCGUAUCGGUUCGAAAGUACUGCUGCUGGAAGUUGAUUCCAAAGAGUGGUUGUGCGUGGAAGAAAGUGCCUUGAAAAACGCACGGUCGAAGACCGCCACUAUUCCAAAUGUUAAAGAUGAAACUUUAGUUUGUGACGGGUUAUACGGUGGUGAAAAUCAGCAAUAGGUAUAAAUCCAAACAAUUCCUCAGAGCACUCCUCAUGAUAAAUUCGGUAUAAGAUGUACAGAAAUGCAACAUUUAACCCAAGUAAUGACUGUUUCCUGCGUAACUACAUAGCUCCAAUUAUUCGCUGGUAUAGUGUGCUCGUACGUAUUUAUUAGACAAAUAUUUUAAUUUACUACAACAAAACACUGCGUCCUAUGUACAUAUAGUAAUAUUUAGUUGAACGUUCUUCACAUAAGAAAAUAUAAAUAGUUUUCAGUGUUUGUAUUAGUAAAUUAUUAUGUAAAGUUCAACAUUCCAUAGUAAUAACGGUGCAAUAACUAUGUAAAUAUUAAAAUAAUGUACAAAAUUAUGGCUAAAUUGUUCAACAGUUGCUUAUAGUAUAAGAUAUUCUCAAGUAUUGAUUUGAGAAUUACAAAUAAGUGUAAAUAUAAUUUUCUCCGCUUUGAAUCUGAAUUUUUUCAUAAUACUAUUUGUUUCAAUACAUAUAUGCACUCCAGAGUGUACUUACAGAAUAUAUAGGUACCAAUGUUUUAGU